AUGGUAGAUGCUUGGGGCGAAGAUGGCCACAAGACUGUUGGUGAAAUUGCUCAAAAUGUUUUGAAACCGAGCGUAGCUCUGAAAGUUGCAAAGUUGUUUCAAGAUCCGUCUUUUGGUGGAAAAUUAGCUCCUGCCAGUAUUUGGGCCGACACUGUUAGAAAACAAAAAGGAUCUCCAUUUGCUUUUUGGAGUGCUCCUUUACAUUUCAUGGAUACUCACGAUGACCCUGGCAAAGAAUGUUCUGUCAAUGAGGCUACUGAUUGUGCUGAUGGUGUUUGUGUGGUCGGUGUUUAUGAAGGAUGUAAAUCAAAUGAUUAUAAAUUUAUUGGUGGAUAUUCUGAUUUUUCUAAAUUGGUUGAGAGCAGACAUAAAUUAGAUAAUGUUUCAACAUCUUCAUCAUUAAAUAUUAAAGAUGAUGUUAAUGGAUGCGAAGAUGGUGUUU
Messenger RNA from Entrophospora sp. SA101, 442 nucleotides. NCBI's taxonomy places the organism in Eukaryota, Fungi, Glomeromycota, Glomeromycetes, Entrophosporales, Entrophosporaceae. The record is from the annotation of a GenBank genome assembly.